UCCGAUCUACACCUUGCUCAUUUCUUUCCAACCCCACCCCACAGCCCACACCCCUACUCUGCAGCUAUAAUAACUACUGCUAUUCUUCUCCUUAUUACACACCUACAAACACUAUUUGUGCAAUGCUUUGUUCAUUGUGUCAUCUCUAUUAAUGGAGUCGCUGUCCGAGAAUGAAUGAAUGAAUGGAUGGAAAGCCUAAGUCAACCCUUACCAUUUGCACUUGUCUCAGGAGAAUAGAUUGUUGAUUGAGGGGAGCAAAGGUGUUUUGAAGUAAGUGAAUGUUUAAAUAUUUGUAACAGAGUGGUUUGAGUAGAUUCGUCUCUUUUCUUUUGUUGUUUUUGCUUGGGGGAGAAAAGGAGAAGUAGAGUGAUUAAGGAAGAGUUUGAGAUCAAGUUUGUUAGGAAUGGAGUCACCAUCAAAAAGGGCCAAGGCCCCUGCAAUUGUUGCUCGUUGCUUGGUGGAUGGAUGCAGCGCUGAUUUAAGCGCGUGCAGAGACUAUCACAGGCGGCAUAAGGUCUGUGAAGCUCACUCGAAGACACCUAAGGUGACGAUUGGGGGUCGAGAGCAGCGCUUUUGCCAGCAGUGCAGCAGGUUCCACUCCCUGGUGGAGUUUGACGAGGGAAAACGCAGCUGCAGGAAGCGGCUUGAUGGGCACAACAGGAGGCGGAGGAAGGCCCAAACUCGAAUGGAGGAAAGGGUCAUGUCAUGCAGCAGCGAGCCACAGAUAGUAGCUGGUAUGAUGGGAUACCCUUGGUCCGGGGAUGAAAUAGGAGGCGCGUUGCAGCAGCAGCAGCAGGUCAGCUACUUGGAGACAGCAGCAGGUGCAGGUCAUCAAGUGGGAAGCAGCAGCUCCUCAGCCUUUGUAUCACCAAAUGUGAUGAUGGAGUGUGAUGGUGCUCUCUCUCUUCUGUCAUCGCCGCCUCCCACCAUCGACUAUCAUCAAACCACCUUGCAUUUUCCUCACCAGAAUGUUGGAUCAUCCCAUCAAACUCUCUCUUUCAUGUGGGACUAGCUGCUCAUUGACUCUGUCAAUUAUCAUGUGUGUUCAUCAACUUUUAAGCUUCAACCUCUCUACAAUAGAGAUUAGAGAAUGAGAAUAACUGUACUUGAACUGGAUUAAUAUUCUGCACUCAUUCUUGGCUGCAACUAAAUUAGAGAACCCCUCUCCUUUUUGCCUA
Salvia splendens (bonfire salvia) is the source of this 1178-nucleotide messenger RNA. Its product is annotated as squamosa promoter-binding-like protein 14. The record is from RefSeq and is a predicted model, not a curated record. The coding region runs from base 404 to 1012 and encodes 202 amino acids. Lineage: Eukaryota; Viridiplantae; Streptophyta; Magnoliopsida; Lamiales; Lamiaceae. Gene Ontology annotation, molecular function: DNA binding. The transcript is spliced from 3 exons. Gene Ontology annotation, cellular component: nucleus.